AUGCGACUUUCAUCCGCGUUGGUACCUGCCUCAUCAUGCAGUACUAAACCCGAAAUUCCGGAAAAGCUGCGUAUAGUUUUGGAAUUUGUGGCCAAACACAAGGGGCAAUCGUUAAAUGACGUGCUAUAUCAAGGCCCGGACACCACCACGAAUUUAGUGGGUAUACUUUUGCGAUUCCGAAAAGAACGUGUAGCUGUUACAGCCGACAUAGAAGAAAUGAUCAUGCAAGUGAAAGUGCCAAAAACGUGA
Messenger RNA from Echinostoma caproni, 249 nucleotides. The record is from the annotation of a GenBank genome assembly. NCBI's taxonomy places the organism in Eukaryota, Metazoa, Platyhelminthes, Trematoda, Plagiorchiida, Echinostomatidae.